Hippocampus comes (tiger tail seahorse) is the source of this 1036-nucleotide messenger RNA. It is a transcript of the gene ndfip1l, whose product is annotated as Nedd4 family interacting protein 1, like. NCBI's taxonomy places the organism in Eukaryota, Metazoa, Chordata, Actinopteri, Syngnathiformes, Syngnathidae. The record is from RefSeq and is a predicted model, not a curated record. Gene Ontology annotation, molecular function: WW domain binding. Bases 169 to 858 code for a protein of 229 amino acids. Gene Ontology annotation, biological process: metal ion transport; ubiquitin-dependent protein catabolic process; positive regulation of protein ubiquitination. The transcript has 9 exons. Gene Ontology annotation, cellular component: perinuclear region of cytoplasm; endoplasmic reticulum; Golgi apparatus.
UGGUUUCAUAAAUUCACUAGCUUGACCAUCUUUGCAGCGCACGUACUGAAAGCAGCCUAUUUUCUUCCUACGGCGAAUUGACAGUUUGUUAUAUAAUUUUCUUGAGGAAUUGGAUCUGGGUGGCGUGUCGAUUUGAUUCUGGGAUUUUUAUUCGCCGUUCAAAUCGGAAUGGCUGAGCCGAGCGCCAGAUAUCAGCAGCUGCCCAACGUGGACGAGGCUGAAGGUAACCAGCAGGUAGCUGCAGACGCGCCGCCUCCUUAUAGCAGCGUCACAGAGGACAAUGCUGCCUAUUUUGACUACAAGGAGGAGGGGAGUUUUCCCAAGCCGCCGUCCUACAACGUGGCGACCACACUACCUUCCUAUGAUGAGGCGGAGAGGACCAAGGCGGAGACCACUGUUCCCUUGGUACCCGCAAGACCUCAACACAGAGAGCGUCUGGAGACGUUUGACGAUGUCAUACGCAGUUCACUGGAGGAUGAAGACUUUGUAACCAGAGAUGAUUUUGAAGAUGCUGAUCAGCUGAGGAUAGGAAACGAUGGCAUCUUCAUGCUGACCUUCUUCAUGGCAUUCCUGUUCAACUGGAUCGGUUUCUUCCUGUCCUUCUGUUUGACCACCUCAGCGGCCGGCCGCUACGGGGCCAUCUCCGGCUUUGGCCUUUCCCUCAUCAAAUGGGUCCUCAUCGUCAGGUUCUCGACAUACUUUCCUGGUUAUUUUGAUGGACAAUACUGGCUGUGGUGGGUGUUCCUGGUGUUGGGCUUCUUGCUGUUCCUCCGAGGCUUCAUCAACUACACCCGAAUCCGCAAGAUGGCCGACACUUUCUCCACGCUGCCCCGUACCCGAGUUCUCUUCAUCUACUGAGCUCAGUGACAUCCUAUUUCGAUUGGAAAAAAACACAACACAUAACAAAACAAAAAACAUCUACUUAACAUUUACUGUCAUUCCUCUGCGUGAUCGGAAAAGGACAAUCCACAACCUCUUUGUCCUCUUUUGGUGUAAACUAGCAAAUUCUAUUAAAAAUAAAUGACCUUCACUCGUU